This is a messenger RNA of Tuber melanosporum (Perigord truffle), 3224 nucleotides long. RefSeq lists its product as uncharacterized. The record is from RefSeq and is a predicted model, not a curated record. The transcript is spliced from 5 exons. Bases 309 to 2846 code for a protein of 845 amino acids. Gene Ontology annotation, molecular function: zinc ion binding. NCBI's taxonomy places the organism in Eukaryota, Fungi, Ascomycota, Pezizomycetes, Pezizales, Tuberaceae.
CCCCCCCCCCCGGUUCCUUCUACCUUUUUGUCGACUGAACACUGCCCACCCUAGGCCACUGUCUCUCAUUAACCUACCCUCCAUCCGUCCUCUCGCUCAUAACUCCAACCCUCCCGCUCUCUCCCCACAUUCAUCCAUCUCUCUUCCCACUCACCCUUCCUUUAUCUAUCUUUCUCGUUUCCUGCUCUCUAAACGAGCACUCCCACAAAUAUCAUUCAGAAAAUUAGUAUCGGUAUCCUUCAUCGCACACACUACAUUCUUGAUCGUGACAUCAGACUCUCAGCUUCUUAACAGCUCCCUUUGUUGUCAUGGCUAGCCACGGCACUGUUCAUCCAGAUACGGCCAUCAAAACCAAAGUUACUUUUAACGGAAACACUCGUUGCUUCAAGCUCGUCUUGAGGGAUCUCGGUGCAAAUGUCCUCCUUCCGAAGCUUCGCACUCUUCUCGCUAUUCCUGAGGAUAAACAAGUAGUCUUUGAAAGAUACUCCGAUAGCGCUGGUGGUUAUGUCAUCCUUGACACCGCUGAACCCACUGCUUUCAAGCAACUCUACCGGGCUGCGAGAGCUAAGUUGAAGCUCAGGAUCCAAGCGACCAUUGUUCCUGCAGAGGUCCCUGCUCCGGUUGACCCCUCUUCGUCCACUGAUACAUUAACGGGUCAGAGAAAUGUCCCAUCUACAGAAGCCGGUCCUUCAACCCAACCUUCACCAUCCAAUGUCAGCCACUUUUCGUUGCCUCCGGCAUACGCAUCUAAAGUCUCCCUCGUACCGGUCGAGACUCCGUUCGAAGAACUGGCGACUGUAGAUACGACCACUAAGUUUGCUCCGCCUGCUGAUCUCGGUCAAGCGGUUGCCGAUGCUGUCUCUACCUACUUGAGUGGCGACGAGUAUCUUCAAAAACUUAGGGAAACCGUUCGUGAGGAGGUUGAGAAACUGGAGAAGAGUACGGAGAAACUUGAACAAGCCCCAUUGGAAGCUCCGGUUCCCGCUCCAUUCACCGCUCCUCCUACUGAUAUUUCGGAAUUUGAAAAUUUCGAGACCAAGGUUGCUCCCUCACCCUUCACUUACGCUAUAUACUGCAAUUCUUGCGAGACUAGUAUCAAGGAUGUGCAUUAUCACUGCGGAUGCUGCGAUGGGGGAGAUUAUGACCUCUGUAAGGGCUGUGUGGCUCGUGGGAUUCACUGCAAAGACUCUUCUCAUUGGUUGAUCAAGCGUGUGCUUUCCCCCACGGGGGUUAUCGUUUCCAGCACGACCGAGUCUGUGUCUCAGAAGGAUGGAUCUGUGCAAACCUCUUCCCGCCGUACUUGCAACUGCUGCGUUGUUGACUUACCUAGCAAGGAGUUCGUCACAUGUAAGGUGUGCGAAGACUAUGAUGUUUGCAUUUCGUGUCACACUUCACUCAAGCACGGCCACAACCCAAGCCAUGAGUUUGUGCCGGCUGCUCCAGAUACCAUGCUUCAACCAUAUGCAAUCUCUCUUCUUGCUCCUGGUCGAGCCCACCGUCACUAUGCCGUUUGCGAUGGCUGUGAUAAGCAAAUUUAUGGAGUGAGAAAUAAAUGUUUGAGCUGCCCCGACUGGGAUUAUUGCGCAAACUGUAUCUCCGCUGCGCCCGAGAACCACCCCGGACAUCGCUUUGUCCCUAUAUAUGAGCCAUUACCUGUCGGGUUCAUCAAUACCGACUUUGUCAGACAUUUUGGUAUUUACUGCGAUGGGCCAAUGUGUGCAGAUAAAACCAAUCGCUCUUGGAUUGUCGGUGAUAGGUAUAAGUGUGCUGUAUGCCCUGAUACAGACUUCUGUGCCUCCUGCGAGGCCUCCCCUACAAACCCACACAACGCAACUCAUCCUCUUAUCAAGUUGAAGACUCCGGUUCGCAAUGUUCAUGUCACAACUAUGGAGAAUCAGGAUUCGGAAAACAUCUUGGGUGAUGUUCCUAUUCCCGUUCCCACGACCAAUGCUGCUACUCAAGUUCAGUCCGUUGCUGAUGCUAAACCUGUGGAGGAGCCCGAGCCUCCGUUUGAGAAUGUGGAGGAGUAUUUGGAGAAAACAGUCCUAGCUGCCGAGGAAGGGAAGUUUGAGCCAGAGGCUGAACCAAAGAUUAGGGCUGGGCCGGAACCCGAACCGGUGGUACCAGAGCCGGAACCGCUACAGGCCACCUUUGUUAGGGACACCAUUCCUGACGGCUGUGAAGUGAUUGCUGGCGAUGAAUUCACUCAAACAUGGAUAUUGAACAAUAGUGGAAGCUCCACAUGGCCAGCCGGUGUUUCCAUUCAGUUUGUUUGUGGUGAUGAGAUGUUCAGCAACAAUGAAGGAUCAUCUAUCGGUGCAACCGUAUCUUCCACUGAAACUGCUCCCGGUAACAAUGCUGCUUUCAGCGUUAACCUUAAGGCACCCCUCGUCACCAACCGUCGUUUGAUCACCUAUUGGCGCCUUGUUGGACCUGAUGGAUCCAGGUUUGGAGACAAGCUCUGGUGCGAGAUUCAGUCUAUUGAGAGGCCGAAGGAAGACAAAAUGGAACAAUCUGUGUUGGAAUCCAAGGAUGAGUUUGAGGAUGUUUCCGAGCACGCCAACGACGGCUCGCAGGCUUCUUCCCAGAUGAUUUUCCCCAAGCUCCCUGUUGAAAGCCCCAUUGCAUCAACCGAGAACCUGGUUGCUGGUGUAAGCCUGAAGGGUGAGAAUAUGCCAGUAUCCGUCCCCAUGAGCAAGACCUCUACUAGAAUGGGCGAUGAUGAGAGUGAAGUCGAUGUCGGCUCCCUUGGGGAUGAGGUUGAGAGUUUCUUGACUGACGAUGAGUACGAUGUCCUCGAUGCGAGUGACGAGGAGGCAUUCGAGGAAUGCGAGAAAGCGAACUAAAGUGGAAUAAUAAUAUGUGCUGGUGCUUGAAAUUGUAUUACUGAUUGAGGAGCAAGCUCCGGCAGAGGAGACUUGGUUAACGAUGUCGGUGUCUGAGCUAUUCGAUUCUUUCCUCUAUGUUUCCUUUGGUAGUUUUCUCCUGUUUUCCACCGGCUUGUUACAGUCGUUUCCAAACACCGUGCAUUCCUUUGUUUUCUGUUUGUUUAGUGACUAUACUGCAUUGGUCAGUUACUUUUUUUUUUAUUGGAGAAAUUGGAAUCGCCUCCUCUUUUUCUUUUGUUUUGUUUUGUUUGGUGACACAUGAAGAUACUUCUAGAAAAUGGGUGAUAACACGAUUUAAAUCUCUCCUCAUGAAUGUUAAGUUGGUGGUUUCGCUAG